Drosophila subpulchrella is the source of this 399-nucleotide messenger RNA. Its product is annotated as glycine-rich cell wall structural protein 1-like. The transcript has 2 exons. The coding region runs from base 1 to 399 and encodes 132 amino acids. The record is from RefSeq and is a predicted model, not a curated record. Lineage: Eukaryota; Metazoa; Arthropoda; Insecta; Diptera; Drosophilidae.
AUGAGAGCAACGCCAUCGCCAGUGCCUCGGGCAUUGGCGGCGGCACGGCCUCGUCGGGCCACAGCCAGCAGCGGAGCAGGAGGAGGCGGCGGAGGAGGUGGCGGCGGUGGCACUGUCAUGAGUGGCUUUUCCAGCAAUGGCAACCUGAAUGGAUCCCAUGUCUCAAGCAGCGGUGGAUCGUCCAGUGUGAGCAACAACCUCAACAUAGCCACGGCCACCUUGACAGCGACUCCGGCUCAUGCCAGUGCGGGAUUCGGGACAAUUGGAGGACUCAGUGUGGCCGGAAUGGGCGUGGGCGUUGGGGUGGGCGUGGGCGUGGGGGGUGGCAACUCGACGCUCAAUUCGCUGGUCGUGGGCAACCGCCUGAUGAACAGCAGCCUGCCCACGCUGCUCAAAUGA